Molecule: messenger RNA, 3466 nt
Organism: Meleagris gallopavo (turkey)
Lineage: Eukaryota; Metazoa; Chordata; Aves; Galliformes; Phasianidae
Source: RefSeq, a predicted model, not a curated record
AUUCAGGUCAGUAUGUGAGACUUUCCUAGGGAGCUGUGCCUUGUGUGGCAUAUUGUGGGUAUAAAGGUGUGCUUCUGGAUUAUUCUAAGCUCCUGCAGACUCAUCCUUUGGGUGUUUUCCACAGCUGUGGAAAUGCAGUUGUCUGUGCAGUCACGCUCCUUUCAACACUUUUUUUUUUUUCUAAUGUUGCAAAACUUAAAAUAAUUUAGUUGGAAGGGACCUUCAGAGAUCAUCAAGUCCAACUGCCUGAGCUCUUCAGGGCUAACAGAGUUAAUUGAGCGUUAUCCGUGUGCCUCUUGAACACUGACAAGCUUGGGGUGUGAAACAGCUCUUCAGUGUUUGUGCAUCCUCAUCCUCAUGCUGAAGUUUUCCUAAUGUCCUGUCUGAACAUCCCCUGGUGCAGCUUAGUACCAUUCCUGUGUGUCUUGUCAUCAGUCAUCAUUGAGAAGAGGUUGGAACAUCCCCUCCACUUACACAAUGGUACAACUUCAAUAGAUAAACUCUUAGAUAAACUCUGCUGCUUAGGGCAGAAUUUGUUUUCUGGUCUCAGUGCAGUCUUGGACAGUCUGUCCCUGGGAAGAGUGAGGGGCUGCUGGUGUUGAUACCAGUAACACACCGCACCAUCUGGUGUCAGUUUCGAGUAAUGAAGGCCCAUGGAAGCUCUCUUAGGUGGAUUCCAGUUUUAGAUGCAGAGAGGGCAGAGAUCCACCUGGAGCUGUGUGUCAUGUAUAAAUUGUAGAGAGGGACAUGAUUCCAGGGUUUCCUACUGAUUAAUAGGUUAUUUCAACUUCAUCACAAGAUGCAAGACUCCUUUUCUGCAGACAUUUGGAUAUGAUUUCAGAGCAAAGUACAUAAAAUUAAGAAUGUAGAAACUAAGAAAUCAAUUUUAGGUGUAUGUGCGCUCGUAUUGAAUUCAAUCCUAAAUACAACUGCAUAAAACCAAUGUGACAGAAGUGACUUUUCCAGAAAUACAGUAAGGAACCUUCAGAGAGAAUUAGUGCAAUUGAUCCACGUAGUGCCGUUCUGUUUGCUGAAAGCUGCUGGGAAAUGGGGCUGAGACCUCUUAGGAUAGGCUUUUUAGGAUUAGAGUCCCUAGUUCAAGCUAUGCAAAGCCUUCCAAUUAUCAGAUUGAUCUGAAUGCUUUGGAAAAUCCACUGUGUGAAGUCAGUGAUCUGUUGUUUGUACUACAGCUACUCAGUGCACUGAGAGUGGCUAGAUGUGUGUCUGCUUUCCGGGUUUGGAUUGGGGCUGUUUCCUUCCCCCUGUGUUCUGUUGACGUUUAAAGCUAAAUACUGCAUGCAGUCUGGGAUUUGAUGUUAGACUGGCAAAGGAUCUAAACUCAGGAACGUUUUCCUGGAAAGUCUCAACCUUUCCUAAGUGUUUGGUUUGCAGAAAGAAAGAUAACGUGUGUAUUUUUCUCAAUGGGUUCAAUAUUAAUCUGCAAUUUCCUGGAUUGAUGUUAAUGCUCAGAAAUGUGUUGGUUGUUCAUCUCUCUUCUACUUGGAGAAAUUAGCUCCUCUAAUUCAUUUUGAUGUUACCUAGCUAGGGUGGACUCCAAUUAAACCUGCCAAUUUUGCGUUAUGCAGCUCUCCUGCUGUUGCUGAAAAGUAGCAGGAAAGGCAGAAGAGCAAAGCAGGAGCACAGAAAGCACUUUCUAUUUUUAGGACAAGAUUGGCUUAUCGUGUCCCAGCUAGGCAGUUAGUAUUUCCAGUGCCCUCACAUGAGUGAAGGCUGUGUAAGGACUAAGUUAAAAUUAACUGCCCGGCCAUCAGCAGCCAUGGGGUCUGCACAGGAGCUAGAAGAGCUGGAUUCUCAGGCAGGAGCGGUUGCAGACACAGUUCUUGAGGUCGGAGAGAGACUGUUUCAGGUCAGCCGUGGGGCGCUUUCAUUACACAGCCGUUACUUUGAAGCGAUGUUUUUUGGGGGCACGAGGGAGAGCUCUGAGCACCACAUAGUGAUCAGAGGGAUUGAUGCAGAGCCUUUCCAGGCACUUCUUGAGUUCACACGCACAGCCCAAGUGCUCAUAGGUCAAGAAAAUGUGACCAGCUUGCUGGAGACAGCUGAUUUUUUUCAGUUUGAUAGGGUGAAACUGUUGUGUGAGAAAUUUCUGGAGAGAGAGCUGCACGUUUCCAACUGCCUGGGCCUGAUGGCCUACUCACAGCGUUUUGCCUUUAUAGAGCUGCAUGCAUCUGCCAUGAACGUUGCUCUCACCCACUGGGGGGACGUAAUGUCUCAGGAGGAAUUUAAGGCACUACCUAAAGAAACACUGAUGCAGUUCCUCAAAAGCGAUGACCUCUUUGUUCCUCGAGAAGACGUGGUAUUCGACAGCAUCAUGAUGUGGAUAAUGGAGGACCCAGAAACAAGAGAGAGAGACUUUUUGGAUUUGGUGGCUGAAGUCAGGGUCGGUUUUCUGAGUUUAUCCUUCCUUGAUAUCUUGGUGAAGCGCAGCAAACGCCCCGGGCAGGCAGAUACCUUCUCCAGACUGAUCAGGAGGUUGGACAGCUGUCCUCCACCCAGCUGGCAAAACGUGAUGCUGUGUCCUUGCACCAGUCGGAGCUACGACAACUUGUAUGUCCUGGGAGGAAAGCGUGACAAGGAACAGCAAGAAUUAUUUCUGUUUCAACCUAAAACGGGGACCUGGCAGGCUUGCUCUCCCUUGCAGCGCAGAAACCUCACCCAAUAUGCAGUGGCAGCAGUAGGAAGCUUCCUUUUCGUGACAGGAGGAUAUUUCCGAGAUGAGUUUGUGUGGUACAGUGUGGAUUGGGUGCUGAUCUACAACUGUCUGAGCAACAGCUGGCUGGAAGGCCCGGCAAUGAAGAAGUCUCGCAACAGCCAUUGUGCUGUAGGAGUAGGGCUCUACCUGUAUGUGCUUGGAGGGAACACGGAUGAAGGGAUCAUUGCAGAAGUGGAGCGCAUGGCAUUGGGGGACUCCGAGUGGGAAAGCAUGAGUCCUAUGGUUCAGCCUGUGGAGCGGGGAGAUGCGGUCAGUGUGGGAACCAGGAUCUAUGUGGUCUGUGGCCUGGAUGAAAAUGGACAUGUCUAUGAUGGAGUGCAAAGGUUGAACACAGAGACAGACAGCUGGGAUGUCAUCUCAUUUUCUCCACUUCCAAGGUACGAUCUCUGCAUCACAUCACUGAAUGGUGCUCUGUACACCAUAGGAGGGGAAGCUUUUCGAUUUGAUGUGGAAACAGAUGAAUGGACCCACGUGAAUGAAGAAUGCUUGACCCAGAAAUUCUUCAUGGGAUGCUGCACUGUGAAUGGACAAAUUUAUCUGCUUGGGCAGAGAAAGGGUAACAGUGCCAUCCCCAUUGUCGUCCUCUUUGAUCCCUAUGUUGAUAUGUGCCAGGUCAUAGACAACAAACUCCCGUGCCCCCUUCCUAUUCAUGGUUGUGUCUCUGUGCGAAGGUUUGAUACGUAGGCUAUGUCACACCUGGGAUACCACGAAGGAAAAUUCAUGUGCCUUACA